AUGAACACCUCUUCUACUCCGCACCAAGAGCGGGAUCGUCCGCCGCAUUUGAUGUCAGAUGAGGAGUUGCGGCAGGAGUACGUGCAGCUCUGCAGGAUGAAUGCCUCCCUGAACGAGGAGUCUGCCUCUCUUCAGUCGGAAAUAAGCGCCAUUUAUGAGGAGUCCGUUCGUUUUCAACAGAGUACGGAGGUCGAGGAGGAUAAGGUAGCGAAUCAGUUGCUCCGUCGUCUUCAGUCCGAGGAGCAGCAAAAACGCCGGCUUCUUGACCUUAUUCGCCGUGAGGAAUCCUCUCGCGAGCAAAUCAUGAAACAAAUUUCCCAAAUUAGGACCGAAAAAACAGACUUGGCGGGACAGAUGGGUCAACAGGAGUCAUUGAUGCUUCAGCUGCAGAAAAAGUUGAUGGAAGUGGUGACGAAAACAAAUGAAGUGAAACGUGAACUGCUGAAGGAACGUCGUAGAUACUUGGAAGUGCUCUCCACGCAAUUGAAUUACCUUAAGGAAGGGUCUCUCAAUGAAAAGAACGAGGAACAAAGGCCCAAGGUUGGCGAAAACGCAACCUCAAACGAACUGGAACCAAUGGAAACAGCCUCACUGAAGGCUGACGAUAAAAUAAUUGGUGUUACUACUGCCUCUGCUGCGUUUGAUGCUGCUUCAACUGACACGAAUGUGGCUAUCAAUCAUCUGGAGAAGCAGCUCAAUCGGCUUCUUUGCGAGCAUGCUGCUGCGGUUCAGGUAUCGACAAUAAAUGAAAUGCUUUGUGCAGAACUUGCAAAAAAACUGGGCACCAUUCAGCAAGCGGCUUUCUUAGAUCUUGAGCGAGCAUCCAAACUGGAAGAAGAACUCAAGGCAACCAAAUCACGCGUAGCAGUACUGGAACACCAUGCAUCUCAUAGGGACGGCUCGGUCAUUUCAGAGGACAGCUCCGGUCUGCCCACACCGACGCUGAGUUGCGUUAAUAACAAAUCAUUGCGUGAUCGUACAGUAGAAGUCCUGUCGUCGCGUCAGUGCGAGCCAAGUAGCAGUAUUCAAGCCUCACUAGAUGAAUCUGAGACGGGGGACGGUGCGCCCUCUUCUUCAUGA
Trypanosoma rangeli is the source of this 1080-nucleotide messenger RNA. RefSeq lists its product as uncharacterized. The transcript has a single exon. The record is from RefSeq and is a predicted model, not a curated record. Bases 1 to 1080 code for a protein of 359 amino acids. Lineage: Eukaryota; Euglenozoa; Kinetoplastea; Trypanosomatida; Trypanosomatidae.